GUUUUGUGAGUCGGACGGAGCGCAUCAGUUUGUCAGCGCACAGGCGACUACACGACUAUCGGCACAUUUUUUUUGUGGAUAUUUUAACUGCAUUCUUUUAAUACAGGACAGGAUACACACACAACCAAGUCGAUCUGAUCCAGAAAGUGACCCAGGUGCCCUCGCUUUAAAGCGAAAACCCUCCCCCUUCCCCCCAACUGGGAACCCCCACAGACCCAGAUAACAUGGACGGAUUCUACGACCAGCAAGUCCCAUUUAUGAUCCCACCCAAUCACAAGUCUAAUGUGGAGGAACCAUCGUACAGCAGGCCUCUAAACGACAGGAAAAGGAAAUUUGUUGACACAGAACUUGCCCAGGACACAGAAGAACUGUUCCAGGACCUCAGUCAGCUGCAAGAGAUCUGGAUUGCAGAAGCCCAGGUGCCUGAUGACGAGCAGUUUGUCCCAGAUUUCCAGUCGGAUAGCUUGAUGUUUCAUGGCCCACCACCAGCCAAGAUCAAACGAGAGCUGACUCCCUCCAAAGAGCUCUCUCCUUGUCGCCAGGACAGGAGUCCCAUGCCCUACGGAGAGAAGUGCCUUUACAGCUACAGUGCCUAUGACAGGAAGUCCACUCCUGGUUUCAAGCCAUUAACUCCUCCCUCCACACCCGUCUCUCCUUGCGGCCCCACCAGCGCUGCAGGAACACACCCACUCAGUGAACAAAACCCUCCCCCCCACCCCCACGUAGCCAACCAGACUCCAGGGCCACGUCCACUGCAUGUACAACAGCCUAUAACAGCAAACGCUGGCCCUGCUAACCAGCGACCACUCCAGCUCCACAGCCAGAGCCCACCCUUCGCUGUGCCCUGCCCACCGAUUAGCCAGGAUGCCAACAACUUCAGCCCCGAGCACAGAUUCCAGAGGCAGAUGUCCGAGCCAUGUCUACCCUUUCCCCCAUCAGAGAGUCAAGCGCGCCCCCAGUUCCUGCCUCAGCCCCCCAGCAGCAACAACAGUCUGCCACGCGAUGGCCGGCCACCUUACCACCGGCAGAUGUCAGAGCCCCUGGUCGCCGUGCCUCCUCAGGGUUUCAAGCAAGAGAUGCUUGACCCACGAUACAGCGAGCAAGGUGUGCCCACCAUGGGUCCACCAGGACCAACCACGGGCCAGCGUCAGGCUGCUUUCCACCCCAUGGCCAUCAAGCAGGAGCCCCGGGACUUCUGCUUCGAUUCUGAAGUGCCUAACUGUCAGUCAUCCUUUGGAAGAGCAGGGAGCUUCUACCAAAAUAACCAUGAAAGCUUCUCCUUUGACAGAGAUACUCACCUGUACUAUGACGAUACCUGUGUGGUCCCCGAGAGACUGGAAGGUAAAGUAAAGCAGGAACCUUCUGUGUAUCGCGAUGGACCUCCCUACCAGCGACGUGGCUCCCUGCAGCUCUGGCAGUUCCUGGUCACUUUGCUGGAUGACCCAGCCAAUGGCCACUUCAUCGCCUGGACUGGUCGUGGCAUGGAAUUCAAACUCAUUGAGCCUGAAGAGGUGGCACGCCGCUGGGGCAUCCAGAAGAACAGACCGGCUAUGAACUACGACAAGCUGAGCCGCUCACUGCGCUACUACUACGAGAAGGGCAUCAUGCAGAAGGUAAAGGUGGCAGGUGAGAGGUACGUGUACAAGUUUGUGUGUGAUCCCGAGGCUCUGUUCUCCAUGGCCUUCCCCGACAACCAGAGGCCCAACCUGAAGGCUGACCCCGACAGCCUGCCAGGAGUGGAUGACGACACGCUGCCCCUCACCCACUACGACGACACUGCCCCCUAUCUGCUGGAUGCCGGAGAGCAGUGCGUGGCGGGCUUGCCCUUCCCGGACGGCUAUGGCUACUAACAUGCAGUGGGGUCCUGACACAUACACACAUGUACUCGCAAACAAUCCCAAAGUCUUGAGAAACCCACUCUUAAAAAGUCCAGAGCUGGAACUGCUGAGCAGCCUGGAACAAAAACCUGGCCCUCUCCCCUUUCGUCGUUUCUUCUCCUCCCCGGACUGCCCACGUACAGAUUAAAUCUCCCCAGCUAAGAAUGAAUGAGCAAAAAACCUGCAAACAACCAACAGCUUGUCCAUGGCAUCAUCAUAGGAGAGAGAAAGAAAUAGAGAGAGAGAAAACGGGAGAGGGUUGCAAAAAAGUAAGGGUGGAUUGGACUCCAGCAGCUCUGCCCACCUACUUGCGCCUUAAGUUAGGUAAGGCAAGGGGCUGCUGUUGCUAUGGAGACCAAAAGGAAGCAAAGCCACAGGCCUGCAACUUUGAAAGGACUGCCAGACCCCCUUUGUGCAAGACUGAGAGUUGUUGCAAUUCUGAUUUUGUGACAAUCUGCUUUUCUUAAAAACAACUGAAUAACCUAUAGAGUAAAAAAAAAAAAAAGUUUUAAUUCUGACAAGAUAUUCUAAAUGCAGCACUAUUCUGUAGCUGCCUUUUUUGAGUCCCCACAUUUUGCUGUCACCACAUCUGAACUAUAAGAUAUGUGAAAGGGCUUUAAUUUGAAAAAAAAAAAAAGAAAAAAAGAAGAAGAAGUUUUAAAAACAAACACAUAACCCACAAACCAGUUUUUUUUUCUGUAGAUAUGACAAAAAACUUUUUUGGUUUUUAGUAUGCCAGCUUUUCUACAAUUUAGUUGGAGAAUUUAGUUACCUAGAAGUCCUAGCCCUUAACCGGGUCGUCGCUGUGUUUCAGGCUUAGUUGGAAGGGCUGCUCUCCUGCGUCAGUGUUGUGUUCUUUUAUCCCUUCGCUUGGCUGCUCUCACCUGUGAGUGAAAGGUCGGGGCUAGAGAUCGAGCCAUUGCAUCUGCUUCACUUUACUAGACUGCACCCUACACUCCCUUAGAGUACACUCGACAUCUCUUUGUUUGUCACUAUUGGUUCCUUUAUUGGUGAAGUUUAAAACUGAUUAGUGCUCCAUCGCCUCCAUUUCAAAAGGGAUACAUAAGUACAUAUUUUCCCAGAGGCUUUGAAGAUUUAUACAUGCCUAAGAAAUUGUUAUGUAUGUAUAUGGUCACAUUGUUCCUUUUUUUUUUCCUUUCUUUCUUUCUUUCUUUCUUUUUUUUUUUUUGUAUUUCUAUCCGGGUGCUUAAUGUUUUCUCGGCAGUGUACUAGUUCCUCUGAUGCACCAGUAUGGCAGGAGCAUCGGGACCUUGCAUGCAAAAAGGAAAAGGGUGAUAUUUGACACCUUUUCCUCGGACUCCUCUCUGCCAGUCACAAAUUGUCAACAAGAGACCUCUGCUUCUCUUUGCAUGGUGUACUCAAAUGAGACUGUGUGUCCACUAACAUAUCGCUUUACUCUCUUUGGACAAAGACGACAUUUGUGAUGUUCUCUGCUUUUUUUUUUUUUUUUUUUUUUUUUUCUUGUUUAUGGUCUAUGUUGUUUCUAAAUGGGGAAAAGACAGACUUAUAUAAAGUAUAUAUUUUUGCUAUAAGGCUGCCUAUGUUUUGAUUUUAAUGUAUAAGCUGUAUAGUUAUGCCUAUAACAGACAUGUACCUUCUUAAAAACCAAUUUGGAUCCCUGUGACGCUAUUACUGCAGACUGUUUCUUUAAGAGGCCACUGUAUUGGGUUGGAAAACGGAUAAGAGGAUAUUAUUACCUUGGCUGUAAAGUUUGUGUGUAAAGGCCUGGCUCCCAGCAAAGGCUACGGUGAAGAAAUAUAUCAUCCGAUCCACCCAUGCACAGGGAUUGUCUGCACUUGUAUAGGCUUAAAUCUCCUCCCCUCACAAUGUGUAUCUUACACUGCUGAGUUUAUGAUCAUCUGUACUGGGUACAAUAAACAGUCCUAUAUGCUUCA
Myripristis murdjan (pinecone soldierfish) is the source of this 3793-nucleotide messenger RNA. It is a transcript of the gene etv5a, whose product is annotated as ETS variant transcription factor 5a. The transcript has 13 exons. Gene Ontology annotation, cellular component: nucleus. Gene Ontology annotation, molecular function: sequence-specific DNA binding; DNA-binding transcription factor activity, RNA polymerase II-specific. NCBI's taxonomy places the organism in Eukaryota, Metazoa, Chordata, Actinopteri, Holocentriformes, Holocentridae. Gene Ontology annotation, biological process: regulation of transcription by RNA polymerase II; cell differentiation. The record is from RefSeq and is a predicted model, not a curated record. Bases 225 to 1850 code for a protein of 541 amino acids.